GCCAAAUGACUCGUGAAUUAAAUCCAUCCAUCUCCGCAUAAAAUUGGAAGUACCUAAUUCAUAAUUAAUUACCCACAACAAGAUCGAUCGAGCUGAAGAUUUUUUGAUCGAUCGGCUUUCUCUUUUUCUCAGCUCCAUAUAUGAAAAAAAUGCAGAGAGAUCUUCCAAAGUUCUUCAAAGUGUUGGCGGCGCCAAGCUUCCGCACACAGCUCAGUCUUCCCCCAAUAAUAUCAGAGAAGCUUGAUAUGGUGGUGAAAGAAGGGACAAAAGCAGUCAAGCUGAUCAGCAGGAGAGGAAUGUCCGAAGUGGACAUCCAGAAAUCUAAAAAUGGCCGUGGGUUCUCAUUCACGUGUACCGGAUGGGAAGGGUUUGUGGAUGAGCACGACCUGCAACUGGGUGAUUUUCUGGUUUUCGAAGACAUGGGGAACCUCAUCUUUAAGGUCACCUUGUUCGAUCCCACUUGCUGCGAGAAAGGUUUCCCCGUCCAGCAAGAAACCAGCAAUGAAGACGAUCAUCAUAUGACAACAACAGUUGAGUUAGAUCCUGCGACAGAUAAUGGCUGUGCUGGUAAUAAUGGUCCUAAUGAUGUGAAAGUGGAGGCUAAUAAGGGAGAAGAUGAAAAUGCGGCUCAGAGACAAAACCUGAACCCAAACUACCUGAAGAGAAAACUGAAAGUCUGCAAUGGAGUGAAACAUGAGAAACUUGACGACCAGAAUAAGAACCGCAGGUUGAUUCAAUCUACUGGCCGUUUUGACCCUUCAAAGAAACGUCAAUUCUCGUUAACAAUGAAGCGCUACAACAUCCUUGAUAACACUCCUUACCUGUAUUUGCCCUCUGCAUUUUGCAAAGCAAAUGGGCUUGUUCCUCAGAAAGCAAAAGUGACUCUGAAAGGUCCGAGUGGUGAGGAACACCAAGGUAGCCUCAUCGUGUAUGAUAGAAAGAAAGACGGUUGCAUUCAUACUCGAGCUUGGAGCGGAUUUGUUGCAAGCAACAAUCUGAAAGUUGGUGACACUUGUGUCUUCAAACUUUGUGACACCGCAGGGAGCGGUUCAGACUGGGUUCUGUUUGAUGUUGACGUUCAACCUGCAGCCUCUUAAUUUGUGUUUACAUAUCAUUGGAUUGGUUGCACAUAAAAAUAUUCUCGAUCU
Messenger RNA from Cuscuta campestris, 1148 nucleotides. The record is from the annotation of a GenBank genome assembly. Lineage: Eukaryota; Viridiplantae; Streptophyta; Magnoliopsida; Solanales; Convolvulaceae.